Lepisosteus oculatus (spotted gar) is the source of this 3633-nucleotide messenger RNA. RefSeq names its product SH2 domain containing 7 (gene sh2d7). NCBI's taxonomy places the organism in Eukaryota, Metazoa, Chordata, Actinopteri, Semionotiformes, Lepisosteidae. Gene Ontology annotation, cellular component: cytoplasm. The record is from RefSeq and is a predicted model, not a curated record.
AACUUUCCGUGCUCAUGGAAAGAAAAUAAAUGUCACCCUUGUAUAUACAAAGAGUUAUACUCCUAUACUCCUUCAGAGUGUCUCACCAACUGCACUACGCGCAUGCUGUCAUAGAGUUAUUUUUGCCUUUUUGAAAUGAGAGUUAAAUCAAACCAUGCUCACUGCUCCAUCACUUCAGGUUGUCCAUGGUACGGCUGGCCUUUCUUUCAGUAUAUAGGUCCCGGUUCUCGAGCCUACAACACCUCCAUGAAGAAGCCCAUGGAUCACAAACUGCCGAGAGCACCCUUCUUUUGCACCUGGCUGAUGUUUUGCUUGAAGGAUCAGGCUCCAGAAAAGAUGGACCAGCGGAAAGCUCCGGUGCCUGGGACAGAGCCCCAGGCAGACCACGCAGAGGGGAUGCUGAAGGAGCUGGCACUCAAAUGGUUUACGGAGACGCAGGCCCCGCUCAUCCUUCGCAAUGGCAACUUCCCGGACUGGUUUCAAGGCUUCAUCGCUAGGAAGGAUGCUGAAGAUCAGCUCAGAGAUAAGCAGCUGGGAUGUUUUCUCAUCAGGCUCAGCGACAGAGCCAUAGGAUACAUUCUUUCCUACAAAGGGAAAGAUCGCUGUCGACAUUUCGUUAUCAACCAGAAUAAGGCGGGACAAUUUAUUGUUUCGGGAGACACUGAGACCCACUGUAACCUAACUGACUUGAUAGAGUACUACAAGAUGUCUCCCAUCGAGCCCUUUGGAGAGUUCCUCACUGUCCCCUGUUCAGAGAGUAACAACGCUGAACUGUAUGACGAAAUCCAGUUCUGCCAAAAGGCGAAGCCGGCAGUCAGCGUCCAGGCCGUGAAAAGCAUAUGGAAUCAACGGAAAAACACAAACGCUGAGCAGCCCCCUGAAUUACCGCCAAAGUACAAUAAGCAACUACACAAAUUACCUUCAGAUUCCUCAUUUGAAAAAGUUCCUCCUCCGAUCAAGAAAAGUAACCAAGCACCAGCUCCUACACAGCAGAAAAGAAGCCCACCCCUGAGGAGUGCACUGAGUGGCUCUCUGGAAGACAAGUCCUCACAGAGAAACCAAGUCUUAUACGCCCAGCUGGACCAAGAAAAAACAAGGGAGAAGGCUCAGCUCCCGUCAUCCAACAAAGGCAGCCCAAAUAGGUCCAACCGCAACCAGACUGAAGGUGCGGCGACUAACAGGAAUGGGAGAAGGGGAUCCAGCCCGGCCUCAAACUGCCUCUACUCGCAAGCAGAGGAAGCGCAGCUAUUUCCAAGCCAAGCCCCAGAGCCUAGGUGCAGCGACACCACUGUGUAUUCCGAGCUGACGCUGGUGGAGUGCAGGAGCAAAUCCCUGCCCUUGCUCGACGACGGCUCCGACAGAGGUCAGGACUGCCACCCUUACAGAGCACAUACCCCCCCGGCCCUCCAGCUCCAGCGCUCCCCUAAACUGCCCAGGAAAUCAGCCUUGUAUUCCGCCCUUGGGAAGUGCUCCUUUAAGGACGCGGGGCCCCACAGCGCAUCGUCUCCCGGCCCUGUUCUUGCCAGUAGCAGCAGCCUGGACAAGCUGUUGAAAAACCCGCUCUAUCACGCAGUGACGGGCUGGCAGGCUCCCCAGGACAUGACAUCGCUGCUGCACAGGGAGACAUGUGGUGGCCAUAACCCCACAGUGACCUCCCAUCCCAUGGCAGGCCCGCCCCAGAGCACGGAUAAUACUUACGCGCAGAUUCCCACUGAGCCGACGCCGAACAGUUUGUUCCCUGACAACACCUACGAGCAGAUCCCUGACAGGCCUCACAAGGGCACCUCUGAAACCCUGGCCUCUGUGAACAACACUUACGAGACAAUACCAGACAGGGCUCCCAGACAGUCAGAGGCCACCUGUGGUCUGAAGAAUGCAAACUGGCGAAGAUUCUUCCCAGAGACUAAAAAAAAAUAAAGGAAGCAAACCCAAUAUAACAGGACCAAUGAAGAUGAGCACUACAUCUAUUCAAUUCUGUUGUGGAAGACUCUGUUGACAAUACUGUACAUGUAGCACUUAUCGUUCAAUUUCUGCUUUUCAAUUAUGGCAGGAAUUCAUCUCUUCCCCUUCGAUAGAAAGAUGGGAUAACAUUGCCUCACACUACAGAAAGCUAAUAUUUGUAAGCAACAUUCCUACUGCCUACUAAAAUUUAAUCAGUUUGAAUUAAAUUAUGAAUAUUUAAGCUUUUGCUUUUUAACCGAUACAAAAAAGAAACUGUAAUUUCUUAUGAUAAGAAAUUGUAUUUAUAUGAAAUGUUAAUAUUAUAAAGGAAUUAUUGAUAACUGAAUCCUUUUCUGCUUAUGGAGACUUAUGACAGUGUGAAGCACAGUAUUUAACAGUCUUUUUUGAUGUGAUUUAUAGUGUAUUUACACCUGUGAUACCUAAUUAUCAGACGGUCAUCCAGCUGAGUAAUUUGUGAUGCUUUUUCAAAUUCCUCUGAGAACUUGCAAAAUAAUUUGAAAAUGUUUAUCAAGGCCAUUUAGACAUAUCUUUUACUCAAGACCAAAUGUGAUGGCGAAUUAAUAACAGCAGAUACAGUACAUUGUUUGGUACAUACUGUAACUGUUGCUACGUUUGUGAAGUAGUAUACUUGUACAGUAACUGAAAAAAGCUACAUUCUGCAAAUAACCCUAAAGCUAGAGUUGAGAAAUGGUUUGAGUUUUGUUACUGACAGGCAAUUAAUUCUACAGUUGAGGUUGAUUAUUACAGCUUUUUGUGACUCCAUUAAUAUCAAUAAAGUAUAUUUGAUUUAUAAAACAUUUAUAAAUAACUUUAGGACCUCCUAAUCUAGAAUGGUGACCUUUUUCAAAUGUCAAGCCCUCAGGGGAAAACAAAAUUGAAUCUCCUUGUUGAUUGAUAUUUAACUUGUUUUUACUGUGUAAAUACUGUGUAUUUCAUUUAAGGACGCUUAUAAGAUAAAGCUGUUAAAAUCCCCUUGAUAUUUUGAUAACUCAAGCAUUUUUUACCCAAAUCAUUGAACAAAGCCAUUUUCUAGAUAUCAACAUGAAAGUAAUUCGGAGGUACUGUAAAUUCCAAACGUUAGGUGUCAGUUCCACUAAGAGUUGACUCUUAAGCCCAGAGCUUUCCAUCAUUCAUUUGUCCUAUACCUUCAAUGAACCUUAAGAAAAUUAAAUUUAAAAUUAAAUAUGUUCUUCUCUUGAAGAGACAAACAUACUAAUUUCUAUUCUGAAGCUUUCAAGCAAUUUAGAAUGCACUGUUGAGAUUUUAUAGUUACAGGAUAAACUGUAAAAGUGGGCUUUUACCAUUUUAACAUCAAAAGUCUUUUUAUUUACAGUUUUCCAGUGAGUCCUUUUAUUUCACAAUUUCAGUUAUUUUAACGUAAGAUAUUUUUUUUUUCCUUUCACAACAUGCACACUGACAUUUACGUGGUACAGAUUGUUUCAGAGAAUGACGUUAAUUGCUCCUACUGUAUCUGAUUCUGUUGUUUUGUCAAAUAUUUUUACAUAUAUACUACAGUAUGUGUGUUGGCUCAUGGUCUUCAGGAUCGGUAAUGUGAACACACUGAAUGAAAAUUUAAAAUCCUUCAUUUAUUUCUCAGAUAAAAUGUUAUCUGUGUAAUAUAAAACUAUAGAGAAAAACUUCUUAAUGAAUUCAACAUUCUAAUAUGUAAAA